Molecule: messenger RNA, 684 nt
Organism: Haemonchus placei
Lineage: Eukaryota; Metazoa; Nematoda; Chromadorea; Rhabditida; Trichostrongylidae
Source: the annotation of a GenBank genome assembly
ACUAUUUUUUUAGGCUUAUGUAUGAUCGUUUAUUGUGUAUUUAUGAUAUACAAUAAAAUUUUUGAUUAUAAAACUGCUACUCUACCAAUUACUUUAUAUGAGCGACAUUUAUUGGGAAGAAGACAAAAUCGUUUAGGUCUCACAAAAGUAACGUUUAUGGCUAUAUUGCAAGCAUUAACAAUUUUACCCGUUUUAUCCUCUGAUAUAAUGUUUUUACUAAUUCCCGGUUUGUCGUUUGUGGUUAUGUAUCUGGGGUGGUGUGCAUUACCUUUUGUGUUCGAUUUUAUUACGUUUGAUGGGAUAGUGAGAAAAUCAAAAUACGGAAUAAUUGGUGCUUUGCGUGCUAGAAGACAAAGAAUUUCAUAUGAAAUUGCUUUUUCAUUGUAUGUGUUGACAGCAAUAAUUCAUUUUAAUUUUUUUAGAUUUGUGAAUCAAAAUUUAAUUGUGUUGUUAGUAAUUUGGUUACCUUUUUUAGUAAUAAUUAUUGCGGAAUUAAAUCGGGCACCUUUUGAUUUUGCUGAAUUGGAAAUUUUUAUAUCAAUAAUGUUUUUUAAUUUUUCUUUAGUUAUAAGAUUUUUAAUUUUUUCUUUAUUUAUUUAUAUUCGUAGAUCUUAUCCUCGAUUUCGUUAUGAUAUAAUAAUAAUAAUUUUUUUAUCUUUUAAUAUUCUUUUUUAUUACCUAUAA